AUGGUGGUCGGGCUGGUGGUGGUGUCGGCGGCGCUGGUGGGCUACCUGUGGUGCCUGCUGCUGCGCCGCCUGUACGAGAACACACGAGGACUGCCGUGCGCCGGCGUGUUCGCCGGGCCCUGCACCGCCGUGCUGCUGCUCAGGGACACCGAGCUGGUACGACACGUCACCGUGCGGGCGUUCGCCGACUUCUGCGACCACCACGCCGUCAGCGGCGACCCGCUACUCGCCGGCAGCCUCAUGUUCCUCCGAGGUGAAAGUUGGCGCCGCAUGAGAGCAACUCUAAGCCCAGCGUUCACAUCUGGUCGAAUAAAAGACAUGAUGGGACUCAUGGCGCAAGUUUCUCGCAACAUGGUGGACCACAUAGACAGCAUCAUCAAAACAAGCAAGCUUACCGAUGGUCCUGUGCCCAUGGAGAUAGAAGACCUGAUGAACAGAUACAGCAGUGACGUCAUAGCUUCCACUGCCUUCGGACACGACUGCAACUCAUUUGCAGACCGCAACAACGAAUUCUACCGCCGAGGGAAGGACAUCACAGACUUCUCCGGGAUAAGAGCUCUUGUUAUCAUCGGACACGUGCUGUUUCCGUCGCUCAUGAAGGCGCUGGGGAUCCCCUUCGUCCGUGCGUCCAGCCGUGACUUCCUGCUGCGCCUGGUGCGGGACGCGGUGGAGGCGCGGCGGCGGUCCUCCAGCUCCAGCCGUCUGGACGUGCUGCAGCUGCUGAUAGAGGCCCGCCACGAGGACGGAACAGCACUCACCGACACCGAGAUGGCAGCACAGGUGAUGUUCUUCCUGCUGGCCGGCUUCGACUCGACCACAAACCUGCUGUGCUUCACGACGUACCUGCUGGCCCUCCACCCUGACGUCCAGGCGCGCCUGCACAAGGAGCUCGACGAGUGCAGGUCUGCGGCGAGUGGGGAGAUCAGCCACGAUGACCUCAUGCGCUGCGACUACCUCGACUGGGUCAUUGCAGGCAAGUUGAGCUACAGUGUACACUCGUAUACGGACCGUUUCCUCUUUGUCACUUAA
Molecule: messenger RNA, 1029 nt
Organism: Schistocerca piceifrons (Central American locust)
Lineage: Eukaryota; Metazoa; Arthropoda; Insecta; Orthoptera; Acrididae
Product: cytochrome P450 9e2-like
Exons: 6
Coding region: 1-1029 (342 amino acids)
Molecular function (GO): heme binding; monooxygenase activity; oxidoreductase activity, acting on paired donors, with incorporation or reduction of molecular oxygen
Source: RefSeq, a predicted model, not a curated record